Messenger RNA from Pipistrellus kuhlii (Kuhl's pipistrelle), 5811 nucleotides. RefSeq names its product myosin heavy chain 15 (gene MYH15). The record is from RefSeq and is a predicted model, not a curated record. Lineage: Eukaryota; Metazoa; Chordata; Mammalia; Chiroptera; Vespertilionidae. Gene Ontology annotation, molecular function: ATP binding; cytoskeletal motor activity; actin filament binding. Gene Ontology annotation, cellular component: myosin complex.
CCUUUAAGAAGGAUGGAUCUGUUAGAGUUUGGAGAGGCUCUGACCUUCUUCAGAACAAGCAAGGCUGAGCUGCUUCUGCUACAGGCCACGGCCUUUGAUGCCAAGACUCAUUAGAAAAAGAAAUGCUGGAUUCAUGAUAGCAAGAACACUUACAUUGAGGUUGAGAUUAAGGGGAGUGGAGAUGAUGGCAAAAUAAUUGUUGAGACAACAGAUGGAAAGAUAAAUCUGGAUAUUAAGGAGGAGGAAGUUCAGCAGAUGAAUCCUCCACAGUUCAACAUGGUUGAAGACAUGGCCAUGCUGACUCACCUCAGAGAAGCUGAUGUGCUACAUACCUUGAAGGGGUGCCAUGGCCACUGAGUGAUCUACAUUUCUAUAUAUACCUAUUCUGGUCUCUUCUGUGUGAGCAAGCCCCACAUAUGGCUUCCAGUGCAUCAGAAAGAAGUGGUGGUGGCUGCCUACAAAGGGCUGAGGUGAUCAGAGGCCCCUCACAUCCUCGGUGUUGCCGAGAACGCCUUUCAGGAUACGCUUCACAAUUGAGAGAAUCAGUCUGGAGUCUUCACAGGAGAAUCUGGUGCUGGAAAGACUGUGAACACAAAACACAUUAUCCGAUAUUUUGCCACCAUAGCAACCAUGAGUGAAUCUAAGGAAAAGCUCGGGACUUUAGAAGAUCAAAUCAAACAAGUGAACCCUAUCUUGGAAGCAUUUGGAAAUGCCAAAACCUUGAGAAAUGACAAAUACUCUCAUUUUGGCAAAUUCAUCAGGAUGCACUUUUGUGCCAGAGGCCAGCUGUCAUCUGCAGACAUCGACAUCUAUUUGUUUGAAAAGUCCUGGUUGAUUUUUCAGCAGCCUGGAGAGAGGAUCUACCAUGUAUACUAUCAGAUUUUGUUCAGAAAAAGAGAACAUCAUACGGUACUCCUGGUGUCUGAAAAGCCCUCUGACUUCCAUUUUUGCUGUCAUGGAGAAGUUGCCAUGGAGAGCUCAGAUGAUGCUCAAGAAUUACCAGCCACAGAUCAAACGAUGGACAUCUUGGGCGUUCUUCCUGAAGAGAAGUAUGGAUCCUAUAAACUCACUGCAGCCAUCAUGCACUUGGGAAACAUGACAUUUAAACAGAAACUCAGAGAAGAGCAAGUGGAAGCAGAUGGCACAGAAAGUGUUGAGAAAGCUGCUUUCCUCAUGGGCAUUAACUCCUCUGAGUUGGUGAAGGGCUUGAUUCAUCCUAGAAUGAAAGUUGGUAAUGGAUAUGUUACUAGAGGUCAAAAUAUAGAACAAGUGACCUCUGCUGUUGGUGCCUUGUGCAAGCCAAUAUAUGAAAGGCUGUGUAAGUGGCUGGUGACAUGUAUCAACAGGGCCCUGGAAGCCAGGCAGUUCUUCAUUGGCAUUCUGGACAUCACUGGUUUUGAAAUCCUUGAUUAUAACAGCCUUGAGCAACUUUGCAUUAAUUUAACCAAUGAGAAAUUACAACCAUUCUUCAAUCAGCACAUGUUAGUUCUGGAGCAAGAGGAAUCUAUAAAAGAAGGCAUUGACUGAAUGUCCAUGGAGUUUGGUCUGGAUUUGCAAGCCUGCAUAGAUCUUGUUGAGAAACCAAUGGAAAUCUUUUUUAUCCUUGAAGAGGAAUGUAUGUUUUCUCAGGUUACAGAUGUAACUUUCAAGACCAAACUUUUUGACAACAAUUUUGGAAAGUCAGUUCAUUUCCAGAAGCCCAAGCCUGAUAAGAAGAAGAAAUAUGAAGCUUACCUUGAACUUGUCCAUUAUGCGGAAGUGGUGCCUUAUAACAUCAGUGUCUGGCUUAAAAAAAACAAAGACAUUCUUAAUGAAAGGGUGGUGGCUAUAUUUCAGAAGUCAUCUAACAAACUCUUGGCAAAUCUUUUUGAAAAUUACUUCAGUACUGACAGUGCACACCCUUUUGAGGAAAAUAAACACAAGAAGGGAGCUUCAUUCCAAAUGGUUGCAUCUCUGCAUAAAGUAAUUUUUAAUUGCAUCUAUUUAUAUAUUAAUUAUCCCACAAUCUGCAUACAUUAUUACUUACUUGAAAUUUUACAUCUUCAAAUAAGAAUAAAUAAAUUGAUGACUAACCUAAAAUCAACAGCACCUCAUUUUGUGAGGUGUAUAAAGCCCAAUAUAAACAAAAUGCCAGGUAUAGUGAACCCUCACUUAGAUCUACAGCAGCGGCACUGUAAUGGUUUCUCCGAAGGGAUUAAGAUAUGCCGAGAAGGUUUCCCAAUGACUGCUGAUUUUAAACAAAGGUACUUCAUUCACCUCAUCUUGGCCUUUACUAAUGAUUCUAAAAAAAUUUUUUGUCUGGCUUUUUUGGGCCAACUGGAAGCAAUGAAAGAUGAAAGAUUAUCUAAAGUCUUCACAUUGUUCCAAGCCACAGUAUGGGGCACACUGAUGCAAAUUGAAUUCCAGAGGACUCUGGAAGAGAGGGAUGCACUUCUUCUGAUCCAAUGGAACUUGAGAACUUUCAUGACUGUGAAGAACUGGCCCUGGAUGAGGCUCUUCUUCAAGAUCAAGCCUCUUGUUAAAUCUGCCUGGAUGGGAAAGGAGGUAGCUAGAUUGAAGGAAGAGUGUGUGCAACUGCAAAGAGCCUUGGAGAAAUCAGAAUCUCAGAGGGAGAAACUGAUGGAAGCCAAACAAGUCUCCCUCAUCUGGGAAAGGAAUGAUCUGCUUUUUUAGCUGCAGGCUGUGAAGCAAGAGACCCUGGCAAAUGUUGAAGAGCAGUGCGAGUUGCUGAUUAAAUCCAAGAUCCAGCUGGAGGCUAGAGUCGAGGCACUGUCUGCAUGGGUGGAAAAAGAGGGGAAGAUAAAUUCUGAGCUGACUGCCAGGAGGCGGAAACUCAAAGAUUAAUGUUCUGAGUUUAAGAAAGAAAUCGAUGACCUGGAAACAAUAUUGGUGAAGUCACAGAAGGAGAAGUGUGCUACAGAGCACAAGGUCAAGUACUAGAGUGAGGAAAUGGAAUUUCUAAAUGAGAAUAUCAUCAAACUUAACAGAACAGCCAACGAUGCACAGGAGGCCAGUCAGCAGACCCUGGGUAACCUGUACACGGAGCUGGAGAAACUCAGCAACCUGAGCAAAGCCAACUUGAAACUGGAACAGCAACUUGAUGAUGCCCUUGAGCAAGAGAAAAAGGUGAGAAAAUGUGAAAGGGAAAAGUGCCAAUUGGAGGGUGAUUUCCAGCUGCACCAGGAGAGUGUGCACCUGGAGAGCAGCCAGCUGCAGCUUACAGGAAAGCUGAGAAAGAAAGAAUUAUAAAUGAGUCAGAUGAAUUCAAAGGUGGAGUAUGAGAAAGGCCUGGUGGCUCAGCUUCAGCAGAUGGUUGAAGAGCUUUAGACUCAAAUACAGCAUUUGAAAGAGGAGCUAGAAGUUAGAAGGACCAUUCAAACCAAAAUAGAGAGGGACAGAGCUGACCUCACCCAAGAACUGGAAGACUUGAAUGGGAGGCUUGGUCAGACAGGAGGGGGCCAGUUUGGCCAGCUGGAGAAAAUAAAGAGACAGGAAACAAAAUUACAGAAGCUUUGCAGGGAUAUGGAAAAUGCCAUACUGCACUUGAAGAAGAGACAUGCUUAUAUCCUGGCUGAUAGAAAAAGCUAAGUAGAAGAUCUGUAAGUCAAACAGAAACAGAGAAAAGAUAAGAGUGUCUUGCAGCUAGAAGUGGAUGACCAUGUUGAGCAGAUGACCCGAGUUAAGUGCUUGAAUGAAGCAAAUGUAAAACUAUAUAAAGUAACUCAUCUGGCAAAUGACCUGACAGCACAGACGACAAGGCUAUGGAGUGAGAACAAUGAGUUCCUAAGGAGGCUGGAAGAAAAGGAGGAUCUGAUAAACCAACUUUCCAAGGAGAAAGGCACCUCCAUUUGAAGAAUUGAAGGAUUGAAAGGACAACUGGAAGAGGAUACUAAAUCACAAAGUGUCCUAGCCCAGUACCUGCAGUCAACCAAGCAUGACUGUGACCUUCUGUGAGAGUAAUAUGAAGAACAGGAGGCCAAGACUGAGCUGCUCUGGGCUCUCUCCAAAGGCAAUAGCUGAAUGCUGCAGUGGAGAAUGAAGUAUGAAGCCAUCCAGAGAACUGAAGACUUGGAGGAUGCCAAGAAGAAGCUGGCGAUUAGGUUGCAGGAGGCUGCUGGAGCCAUGGGGGUGGCCAAUGCCAGAAAUGACUCCCUGGAGAGGACCUAUAUCAUUUACCACCUGCAGCUCAACCUGGGGGAUGCCUGGGACCUGGGGAAGGCCUGCCCUAUAGCAGCCGUGUUGGACCAGAAGCAGCAGUACUUUGUCAAGUGCCUGGACUUCUGGAGGCAGAGACUCGAGGAAUCUCAGGCAAAGCUGGAUGCCUCUCAGGAGGAGGCUGGGCCUUCAACACUGAGCUCCAAGCUCAGGCACACUUGUGAGGAGAGAACUGUGAGCCAGGAAUCCUUCCAGAGGGAGAACUAGUCUCUACAGGAAGAGAUUUCUAAUCUGGCAAAUUGACUGAGAGAAGAAAACAAGAAGUUAAGUGAAAUGGAAAAGGUGAAUAAAGAGAUUGAACAAGAGAAGGCUAAAGUCCAGGUGGUGCUGGAAGAAGCACGAUUUCAGGGAGCUCUGAAAUGUAAUGAAAGCAAGAAUCUUCAUUUCGAGCUUGAACUCUCAGAUACUAAAGCUGAACUUGAAUGAAAGCUUUCAGAAAAAGAUGAAAAAAUAGAAAAUUUUGGGAAGAAACAGCAGUGUGCUAUUGACUCUCUGCAGUCUAGUCUGGAUUCUGAAACUAGGAGCAGAAUUGAGGCUACCCAGCUGAAGAGAAACAAAGAAGAGUUCCUCAAUGAGAUGGAACUCCAGCUUAGCUGGUCAGAGGCAACCAAGUCUCUGGGUCAACUUCAGAUUGAAAUCAAGGCCCUGUGGGUGCAGCUAGAUGACUGUACACACCUGAAUAGUGAGCUGAAGGAGCAGGAGGCUGUGGCUCAGCGGUGCAACUUUCUUCUCCAGUCUCAACUAGCAGAACUGAGGUCCUUGCAAGAGCAGACAGAAUGUGGGUGCAGGUAGGUAGAGGAAGAGCUCCUGGAAGCCACAGAAAGAAUGCAUCUUUUACAUACCCAGAAUACAGGUCUCCUCAGCCAGAAGAAGAAACUGGAGGUUGAUGUUGUCAGGAUGCAGGAGGAAGCCGGAGAAGCCAUGCGGAGCUGUCGAAAUGCAGAAGAGAAGGCCAAGAAUGCAGCUGCUGAGGUAGCAAACAUGUCAGAAGAACUGAAAAAGGAUCAAGAUGCCAAUGCCCACUUAGAGAAGAUGAGAAAUAAUAUGGAACAGACAAUUAAAGACUUACAAAAAAGGAUAGAUGAAGCUGAACAGAUGGCCCUGAUGGGGAGUAGAAAGCAAAUCCAGAAACUAGAAUCCAGGAUAGGACAUGUGGUCUGAGAUCAUGAUUGCUUGCGGAUUUGUGAACUGGAAGGCGAAAUCUGUCGCAAUGCAGAGGCACGGGGAGCCUACAGGCUGGAGUGAUGCAUCAAAGAGCUGACUUACCAGGUAGAGGAAGGAAAAAAAAAUCUGAGCAGGAUGCAGACUCUGAUGGAUAAUCUUCAGCUAAAAGUGCAAAGUUACAAGCAGCAAAUUGAGGCGGUGGAAGCACAAGCCAAUCAAUAUCUUUCCGAGUAUAAGAAGCAGCAACAUGAGUUGAAUGAAGCUCAGGAAAGGGCAAAGAUAGCAGAAUCUCAAGUCAAUAAAAUCAAGAUUAAAAUGGAAGAGUUUGGAAAAAAAAGGUUCACGGACUGUGCUUCCCCAGCAUCCAGCAGAGCCCCAAUUCGAAAUUCCUACUGUGCCUACAGCCUCAACUCCCCUAAUCCUGGACCCUAA